Ilyonectria robusta is the source of this 1290-nucleotide messenger RNA. RefSeq names its product Alpha/Beta hydrolase protein. The record is from RefSeq and is a predicted model, not a curated record. Lineage: Eukaryota; Fungi; Ascomycota; Sordariomycetes; Hypocreales; Nectriaceae. Bases 1 to 1290 code for a protein of 429 amino acids. The transcript has a single exon.
AUGUUCAAGUUCUUCAACUCCUUCAUAUUCGACUUCGAGCUGACCCGGCUCCUCGGCAGCACGGCGGCCGGUGGCUGCGACACGUGCGAGUUCCUGACGGCCGUCGGCAAGAUCAAGAAGCACGAUGCCGAGUCGUGGCACGACGCCUGGAAAGAACAGGCGGAGCGGGCUGAGGCCAUCGCCGAGGACGCCGCCAGAGACGGCCUGAAUACGUUGGCCAAGAACGGAUACCUGCGCGCGGCGAACUAUUUCCGGGCCGCGUCGUAUCUCUUCCCCAACCAUGAUCCGAGGGUCGUGCCGUUGUCCGAGAGGUCGGUCGCGGCCUUUGUACGCGCCACGUCUCUCAUGGACGGCCCGGUCUUGUUGGUCGACAUCCCGUACGAGAAGGGCAUCAACAUGCCCGCGUACUUGUACCUCCCUCCCCAAGAAGCACGACUGCCCGGCAAGACACCGCUGCUGCUGUACUUUGGCGGCGCCGAUUCGACAAAGGAGGAGCUGCACUUCCUGUUCGGCUACUCGGGCCCGCAGCUGGGCUACGCCGUCCUCCUCCUCGAGGGCCCCGGCCAGGGCUUGCUGCUGAAGAAGUCGGGCCUCCCGCUGCGGCCCGACUUCGAGGUCUGCGCGGACAAGGUGCUGGGCUUCCUCCAAGACCUGGCUACAUCGCGCCCGGAGCUGCAGCUGGACAUGGACAGGAUUGCCGUGGCCGGCGCCGUCACCGGGGGAUACUUUGCCCUGCGCGCCGCCACCGACGCCCGCGUCAAGGCAUGCGUGGCCAUCGACCCGUUCUUCAGCAUGUUCGAGUUGGCAAUGACCCGUGUCCCGCGGGCCUUUGUCAGCCUGUGGGAGAGCGGAUGGGUCACCAACGGCAUGUUCAACAUGACGGCGGCCCUGCAGAGCUGGAUGAGUUUCCAGGUGCGGUGGGAGUUGGGCCUGGGCGUGAGCAGCAUGGGCGUCGAGUCGCCCGCCGCCAUGCUGCGACGCUUCGAGGACUUCUCCCUGCACACCGACAAGGACGGUAAGGUCUUGGACAGGGUUACGUGCCCCGUUCUUCUCACGGGUCCCGGCGGCGGUGCCGAGAUGUACUCUUCGGCAGAGACUGGGGCCGUCAAGAUCCACAAGCUGCUCACCAUGGUGCCGGAGAGUAACAAGGAACUUUGGAUACCGGCCGAGGCAGCAGACGGUGGGUUGUCGGCCAGUAUUGGAGCCUGGCCCUUGUUGGCGCAGAGAAGCUUCCGAUUUCUAGACAAGCAUUUUGGGAUUGAUCGGAAGAUAAUGCCGGAGACUGUGUAA